Messenger RNA from Hyaena hyaena (striped hyena), 988 nucleotides. RefSeq names its product olfactory receptor 10V1. The transcript has a single exon. Gene Ontology annotation, cellular component: membrane. NCBI's taxonomy places the organism in Eukaryota, Metazoa, Chordata, Mammalia, Carnivora, Hyaenidae. The coding region runs from base 59 to 988 and encodes 309 amino acids. Gene Ontology annotation, molecular function: G protein-coupled receptor activity; olfactory receptor activity. The record is from RefSeq and is a predicted model, not a curated record. Gene Ontology annotation, biological process: G protein-coupled receptor signaling pathway.
GAAGUUUAAUAGAGACGCAUGUCCCAUCUUUCCUUCUUCUAGAUCCAAUACACUACCCAUGGAAGAGAUAAAUAAAACUGCAAAGAUACAGUUCUUCUUUUGUCCAUUCUCAGCUGACCCUAAAGUACAGGUAGGGAUUUUUGUGGCCUUCCUGAUGAUGUACCUGACUAGCCUCAGCGGAAACACCACAAUUGCAGUCAUUGUCCAGAUCAACCACUCCCUCCACGUCCCCAUGUACUUUUUCCUGGCUAACCUGGCAGUUCUGGAAAUCUUCUAUACAUCCGCCAUUGCCCCACUGGCCUUGGCAAACCUCCUUUCAAUAGGCAGGACUCCUAUUUCCAUCCCUGGCUGUGGGACCCAAAUGUUCUUCUUUGUCUUCCUGGGUGGCGCUGAUUGUGUUCUGCUUGCUGUCAUGGCCUAUGACCGGUUCGUAGCCAUCUGUUACCCUCUUCGAUACACCCGCAUCAUGAGCUGGCCCUUGUGUGUGGAGCUGAUGGCAGGGUGCCUGGUGCUGGGGUUUCUGCUGUCGCUGCCACUGACUAUUUUAAUCUUCCACCUCCCAUUCUGCAACAACAAUGAGAUCUACCACUUCUACUGCGACAUGCCUGCCAUCAUGCGCCUGGCCUGUGCGGACACACACAUUCACGAGACUGCCCUGUACAUCAUCAUCUUCCUCGUCCUAAGCAUCCCGCUCUCAUUAAUCUCCAUCUCCUAUGUCUUCAUCGUGGCAGCCGUUUUGCGGAUCCGGUCAGCAGAAGGGCGCCACCGAGCCUUCUCCACCUGCUCCUCGCACAUCUUAGUUGUCCUCCUGCAGUAUGGCUGCACCAGCUUUAUAUACUUGUCUCCCAGCUCCAGCUACUCUCCUGAGAUGGGCCGGGUGGUGUCUGUGGUCUACACCUUCAUCACUCCCAUUUUAAACCCUUUGAUCUACAGUAUGCGGAACAAGGAACUGAAAGAGGCCCUAAGGAAGGCGCUGAGGAAGUUCUAG